Molecule: messenger RNA, 2666 nt
Organism: Archocentrus centrarchus (flier cichlid)
Lineage: Eukaryota; Metazoa; Chordata; Actinopteri; Cichliformes; Cichlidae
Product: flocculation protein FLO11
Exons: 2
Coding region: 296-2254 (652 amino acids)
Source: RefSeq, a predicted model, not a curated record
AACACAAGUUCACAGGAAGGAAAAUCAUCACAUUUAUACUGAUGGCUGCUUCACGCGAAGUCCAGCUGAGACAGAGAAGAAGAUUAAGCUCGAGUAAAUUGACAGCAGACAGACGCAGGGUGUGAGGCUGUUGGUUAUUCUAACGCCGGAUACAACAAAGGUGAUCUUAUUAAGAAGUGAGGGAGGAAGAGAGUGGAAGGAAUAAGGGGAAGAAGGAGAGACGCCAUUUAGGGCUACCGGCUCUGUGGCAUGGCAGAGGGUAAAACAGGACAUAACGCGUGAACUUAAAGUUAACAUGGCGAGGGCUGGGCGCCCUGCAUCUGAGAGCUACCAGCCAGCUCGCUCUUCACUCAGCCAGUCACUCUCUGACUCCAGUGGAGCUGUGAAGGUGGAGGAUGAAGAUGAUCAUGCACCAAUUUUCUCCCUGUCUAAGAGCUCCGUGGAUGUUCUAAUGGCAGUAGGUCCGCCACACAAGCGGGAUCCAGCGUGGACCAGACUGGACCUGAGACGCAGCUCCAGCACCAAUACGCACUCUGAGCAGAACUCAGUGACGCUGCAGCCGCUGCACACUCACAUGUGGCAGCACGUCAACGCCACCAGCCCCCACCAGCUAGCACCCACAACCCAGUACACUGACAUCCAUAACCCUCCUGCACUCAGCGAGCGCUGGAUUUCCAACAUGCAGCGAUGGAGCGGGUGUAGCGGCAGCACACACAGUCGUAGCAGCACUCCAGACACGGUUGUGUCACGUCCCUGCAGUCUCAUGCACGAAGCCCCUUGUUCUGCAUCACCAGAUUCUCCCAUGUCCAAACUGACCUCUCCAUCAACUACACCCUCCCCAUUCAUCUCCCCCCUCGGCACGCCUACUUUAACAUCUGUACAGACUUCUUCGCCACUUACACCAAACUCACAGCAGCAGGAAGAAUUAUUUGAACCCUCACCUACACUCUCAUCCCCGAAGAUUGACACCUCACCAAGUUCUCAUUCCCACUCUCCUGAUCCACUCCGGCUCACCAGCACAGAGGAUGAAGGCUUCUUGGAGAAUAAUUCCCUUUCAUUUCAGUUCCCUUCCCCAAUCCCAUCCUCUGUUAGUUUAGAUGAAGCAGGAGUGUAUUCAAAUCCUGAAUAUCUUGUUGAUGAUGUGAUAGAACCGCUGUCCAGCCCUACAGAGAUACUGGAGGGUGAAGAAGCGAGAAGCCCAGUGCAAAUACUUAGCUACCCAACACCUAAUUCUCCAGAACAAGAAUCAAAAACAGGACCAUCUGUCUGCUUUCUUGAGUUGCCGUGGCAGCCAGAGCAAAGUGGUCCAGCAGGUCGAGGUUGGAGGUCACCACUUGUUUCUUCCUUGAGUGAGUCACAGUUGGGGGACACCUGCAGGUGCGGCUCAAAUGCCAGAGAGGGCAUAGCAAAGGUCACGAAGGUAGAGGUGUUCCGGCAAGAAGCUUCAGUGAUGUCACGGCCAGAAAUGGCAGAUGCAGCUGUGCAGACAAUCUCCCCUAUCGGCUCGUGGUGGGACCUCAAGAUGAACAUUUCCACUUCCAACAUGGGGUCCCACUCUAUCUUGGGCUCGCCACCUGGAUCCAGACUGAACCUGAAGUCUUCAGCAGGGUCUAACUCCAAUCUGGUGUCAGCAUCUUCCAGCAUGUUCCCAGUGAGCAGCGUAGAGGAAGAGGAGAAACAAGGAGAUGACCCAGUGUUGGAAGUUGCCUCUGCUUCCUCAUAUGACCUGGAGAGCAGGAGGCCAUGUCUGAAGAUGCAGGUGCAGGAAAUGGAUGACCUAGGGGGGAGGAGGAGCAGUAUGAAGCAGGUGCAAUGGGAUGAGGAUGGGAUGACGUGGGAUGUUCAUGGAGCAUCUGUGGACCCUGAGGAGCUGAACACAGCCAUACUAAAACAUCUGGAAAGCCAGAAAAGCCCAGAACCACCAAGACGUUCCUCAAAGAAGAAAAAAGCACCAAAACCUCCUCUGAUAUCAAAUGUGGCCCCUAAGAUUGAAGGAACACCAGAAGCAGAUCAGGGGAGAGCGACAGAGCAGGAAGAAGGGGACAAAAAGAAAGAAAUAGAAGAAGCUUCUCAUAGAGGGAGCACAGCAGAGGAUGACAAAGCAAAAGAAGAUGAGCAGGAGAUUUGUGGAGAGGAAAGCAUCAGCCCUUCUAAGUCACCCUCACCUGGAAAUGGGCACAGCAGGAAGAAGAGUGUGCUAAGGUCACUGAGGAGGCCAAGAUGGUGUGGAGCCUCUGCAACGGCAGACGACUAAUACAGCAGACUAAAACUAAAUCUAUAAUAGCUAAGAGCUAAUUAAAUCUUCAGUUUGCACAAUAAUCAUAAACUUGGAAUGAAGCUGGACGAGAUGUCGUUAGGUGCAACUUUCACGAUGUUGCUGCAUUAGUCAUGUUCUUCCCGCUCACUGGUAUCCACUGUUUAGUGGCAGGUAGAUGCAACUCUGCCAAGCUUUUCACAAAAGCCACCAAUAAGUUAGUGUAACUUGUUCCUGUAGAUGUUCAAUAAAGCAUUUGUUUCCAUUGCUGAAAUUCUUUUGCUUGUGGGUGAUUAUGAAAUAUGAGCAGCACAGUGAACAUAAAGCUAAGAAGUGAUGACAAGAAAAAUUUGUAUUUGAGAUUAACAGAUUUUACAUUUUAUGCUAACUUAUUGUAGAGGUCUGCCAGUGG